Stegostoma tigrinum is the source of this 3361-nucleotide messenger RNA. RefSeq names its product fibronectin type III domain containing 10 (gene fndc10). The record is from RefSeq and is a predicted model, not a curated record. The coding region runs from base 293 to 1069 and encodes 258 amino acids. The transcript has a single exon. Lineage: Eukaryota; Metazoa; Chordata; Chondrichthyes; Orectolobiformes; Stegostomatidae.
AUUGAGCCCAGCGUGGUGUGUGCCUCUUUUGCUCAGCCCAAGGACAUCAGAUGGACUGAAAGUCAAGCCAGUGACAUCACCGAGAGGCAGGGAGAAAGAGCAGCAGCAGCUCCGGAGUGAGAGAGACCCACACACACACACACUCAUAUCCAGGGGGAGAGGAGGCGCUGGCUAAGGUCCCCCAGGCAGGAGGAUGUGAGAGUACAGAGACAAGACAGAGAGACACAGCAGAGGCUCCGGUGCCUUUCCUCGCCCCUCUCUCCCCUUAACCCAGGGCUCCGGGGAAAACAGGAUGCUGCUCUUACUGCUGCCGCCGCUGCUUCUGCUUCUGUGCUGGGGCGAACCCCGGCUCCAGGACGGGGACGCGCUGGUCGGCGGCUCCUGGAACACCAGCCGGCCCGAGCCGCUGCGAGAGCGGGCAGGAGCAGCAGGGGAGACCGGGAGAGCGAACAACAGCGAGCCCGAGCCGCAGGAGGAGACGGGCAGCGGCCUGGAAGACAGCACUUGCACCUAUAAGGUGCUGCUGAACGGGAGAGGAGGAGGAGCGGGGAGCAGGAUCUGCUUCAGGAGCACGGACAGCGGGUUCCGCUGCGGCCCGGGGAGCUGCCGGGUGUACCGCUCGGGCCCCUCGCUGGUGGCGAACGUGCUGGCGAACAGCAGCGUCUUCUUGCAGUGGCGGCCCAGGAGUGUGCGCCACCUUCGGGGCUUCCAGCUGAACUGCAGCUGGAGCGGCCUCUACACCCAGUUCCAGUGCGAGAGCGUGCAGCUCGGUGUCGCCUGCCGCGAUUACCUGCUCAGCAGCGUCCACGACAGCGUCGACUACCGCAUCUGCCUGCACACCCUGUACAGCGGCGGCUCCCGGCGAGACGAGGAGUGCCUGCAGUUCCGCGCCGAGCCCGCCGGCAUGCAGGACAUUGUCAUCGCCAUGACCGCCGUAGGGGGCUCCAUCUGCGUGAUGCUGGUGAUCAUCUGCCUCUUGGUGGCCUACAUCACCGAGAAUAUCAUGCACCCCGCCUUCGGCCGGCCUUCCGCCAAACGGGGACGUGAGGAUCGCGGGCUCACUACCUAACACACAUACACACACACACAUAAAACUCUCAUCUAUUGAACUAUAGGAACAAACAAAAAAAACUUUUCAGCAGCAGUAAUCAAAAGUAGCCAGGAGGAGGCAGAAGAAAAGGAGAAAGUUCACUUGGAAUCAGCCCCCUCACUGCAGGUUGAGUGGGGAGAAACACACACACACAUACACACACACAGGAGGGAUCUGACUGCAGCGUCGGGACUCCAGGUGUUGAGGGUCGACAGACACAGACAAGCGGCUCUACUUUGAGUUGGAAUGAACAGUGGCAGCAGCCGGCGCUGAGUCCCACUCCAAAAGUGACUUGCUGCCCUUUUCGGCGUCAAGUGGAAACGCUGACUGGCCAGAGGGAGCGGACUGCGGUCGCUCUCUGACACGAAGAAGCACAACAUGAGAGGAACUGGAGGAACACAGCAGGCCAGGCAGCAUCAAAGGAGCAGGAAAGCUGACGUUUCGGUUCGGGACCUUCACAUGAGAGGCCGUUUAUCUCCUGUUUGGAUCAAAUUCUGUUCAACUGGUGUGUUUUUUUUAAAAUUAACGUCACUUUCAGAGAACAGAUUCUGUCCCAUGUAAAUGUACAGGUAUCGCUCGAGGUAAAUAAAAUCCAAACAUUGACUGUAUGCGCUUUGUAUCCGGGAUCCGGAUGUUUUCAAACUGAGUUUGCGGGGGUUUUGGUGCGUCUAUUGCUCAUGAUGCACAAGUGAAAUUGUAUGGGAUUUCUGGGAUAGAGGGGGUACAGAGUGAGGGAGGAACAUAUCGCAGGGCCACUGACAUCCCGCAAUCCUCCUGCAAUCGGCUGGCUACAGGGAAAGAGAGGACCUGGAUACUGAGAAACGGGGCACAGCAGAGGGCCAGACACAGACUGAAUAGGUAUCGAGACCAAUACUGGAAAGUUGCUUAGAGAAGGGCGAAUAGAAAGAGGGACCUUAACGGGAGAGAGAGAGAGACAGCACACUUUUUAAAAAUUGCUGGAGAAACUCUGCAGGACUGGCAACAGGGAAGGAAGAGUUAACUUUUCCCGUUCAGAGCUGAGUUUCUCCAAAAUUGUUUCAGAUUUCCAGCAUUCGCCGUUCGUGGUUUUUAUCUGAGAGAGAGAGAGCACAGAAUGCAGGAGGCUGUUCUUGUCCUGCCUACCGAGCGCUAAACAAAUUUCGCUGAGGGCAUUCACAGAGUAAGAUUGUGGGAAAGAGGGCAAAGCAGCUGGAGUUAGCUUCUGUGCGUUUACAAAUCCCAAUCUUCACUGUUUGGGUGCAGAGAUUCAUUCUGUUAUUUUAGGGUGCAGCUGGAGGAACACAGCAGGCCGGGCAGCGUCAAGAGAUAGAGGAAAGCUGAUGUUCAGAAAUGUUAUUUCCCCGUUUGCACUUCGUCACAAAGUAUCAGUGACAGCCAGCGGAAUCUGAUACUGGGGCUUUGUUCCGGGAAAGGACAGAAUUUCCGGAAAGAGUUGCAGGGGAACUCUGAACGAAGCUUUCAACUAAUCCCGAAGCAACAGCUGAACUCCGCGUGUGAAAUACAAAUACCCUGAUUCAAGAUAGAGAUCCCAGAGUUUCAAUGAAUUUCUUGCAGAUUUAUUAGCUUUAUUGAUGCAACGUUUGUAUCAAUGUGGGUAUCCUCUGGUACCACGUUUACUGGCAAAGGGGAAGGUGGGUUUUACUGCUGGUGGAGAAAUUUUCUCCCUCGCACUGCGGGCAGAAUGAUCCGGUCAGAAAUAAACGAGAAAUGAAUCCUGGAAUUGGCAGACAGCCGGAACGGGGAAAGCUCGAGGUUAUGGGCGAAAGUGUGUAUGCGCUCCUAAUACUUGCAAACAUUUGCUGAGCGAUACCAAACCAGGGUUUUCAAAUAACCAAAAAUCGUACAGUGCUACUGCAAGGCAGGCGUCCCUUCAGCCCAUCGUUUCGCCCUAUUUAGCCCCUAUUUUCCAGCUCUUGGCCCGCAGCAUUGGUCUAUUGUGGCGAUGUGUUUGUAGAUCUAGAUUAACCAGGACAAAUAAUGCAAUGAUUCCACCCCGGUUUGACAAUUACUCCAUCUGUUUUUGUCUGUCAGUGGGGGAGAGCUAUGUGCGCAGAUCUUGAGGAAUCUAGUUCAAACUGCCUGUUAAUAACACCAUCAAUCUCAACAUCUAUUACAUUCAAACUUUUAAACGGACUAAAUUCCCUGCUGUUGGAAUCCCAACAUUAACUCCCAGCGGUGAAAUGAUUAUCAAAAAUCAUUCUAACUGAAAUUAUGUUUCUUUGAGACGAUUUUGUCCCUGCGGAGACGGAUAAUAAAGUGCUUUCCUGAAAA